AAUGUGUUGUCUGUAUGGAAAGUUGGAGGCUGAUUUUGAAAUAAAAGCUCCUGCUUCUAAAUUUCAUGAAAUGUUUCAUAAGAAACCACACCAUCUAAACAAUGCUUCUGGGGACAAAGUACAAGGCUGUGAGCUACAUAAGGGUGAAUGGGGCAAAGUUGGUUCUAUCAUCUAUUGGAACUAUUUUCAUGAAGGAAAAGCUAUAGUAGCAAAGACAGUAAUUGAAGCUGUGGAUGAGGAGAAGAAUUUAAUAGCUUUCAAGACAAUUGAAGGAGACGUUUUGGAGCAGUAUAAAACAUUCAAGUUUAUAAUGCAAGCUACUCCAAAGGACGAGGGAAAGGGAAGUGUGGUUCAUUGGACUUUGAUUUAUGAGAAACUUCAUGAAAACAUUCCACAUUCAUAUUCUAUCUUAGAGUUUGCUGCUGAAUUGUCCAGAGACAUUGAUGCACACCUCAUGGAAGACAAUUAAGAUCCUUGAAAUCAAGAUUUCUCCAAUUCUCUUGGAGGAUUUUCCUCAUUAUGAAAGUAUAAUAUUGAAGCUUAUUAUAUAUAUACUUUGUAACAACUUUAUAUGUUUAAAUAAAUGCAUGUAUGGCAUCCGUUCUCUUUGUUUUUAUGCUAUGUAAUCAAUUAAUAGUCUAAAAGGUAUAUAGUAGAUGAGUAAGGUUGGAUGCUUUAUCUUGGUAACAUUAUGGAUAUGACCCACUUUAUAAAUGUUACAAACGAUGUAAUCCAAAUCGUUCAUGUAGAGACAUGUGAGUUGGGAUAUCCUAUACAAUAAGUUUGUA
This is a messenger RNA of Benincasa hispida (wax gourd), 788 nucleotides long. Its product is annotated as MLP-like protein 43. The record is from RefSeq and is a predicted model, not a curated record. NCBI's taxonomy places the organism in Eukaryota, Viridiplantae, Streptophyta, Magnoliopsida, Cucurbitales, Cucurbitaceae. Gene Ontology annotation, biological process: defense response.